CAAACGGAGGAGGAUCAUCGAGGGCUUUCUUUGACACGCGCAAACUCGCUCGGUCGCAUGCCAUGAUGUAGGCUGCGCUUGAUCACUCGAUCACUCACUCGUACUGAUAAGAGAGUCCUUGACCCUUCGGUUUGUAUCCUAAGACCGUGUGACUUGUUCAGAACUUUGCAUCGCUCACUACCGCGAAACCCCUCUGGCACCGGUUCUUUACUUGCACCCCUCAUCCGCACUCGUACACGCAUUUGUACUCCCAGAACAUUCUAUACAAUAUGAGCUUCAAGCCAGCGCUGAUCGUGGUGGACGUCCAAGAGGACUUCUGUCCUCCGAAGGGCGCCCUGGCAGUAGGAGGCGGGCGCGACAUCGUGCCCGCCAUUAACAAGCUCCUCGCCAUGCCAUUCACGCUCAAGGUUGCGACCAAGGACUUCCACCCGCAGAACCACGUCUCCUUCGCCUCCAACCACGCCGCGCCAAACAACAAGCCGUUUGAGUCGAUCGUCACCAUCAAGAACCCACUCAAUCCGAACGAAACGCAGAAGACAAAGCUAUGGCCAGAUCACUGCGUGCAAGGGACAAAAGGCGCAGAGCUGUUGCCAGAGCUGGAUGUCAGCAAGGUCGAUCGCAUCGUGGAGAAGGGCAAGGACUCGCGCGUCGAGAUGUAUUCAGCAUUUGCAGACCCGUUCCAAAACCCCUGCGUUGCCAACAGCGGGCUAGCCGAGAUGCUGCGAGGUGUAGGUAUCACAGAUGUCUAUGUGGUAGGACUGGCUGCGGACUAUUGUAUCAAGCACACGGCGCUUCACGCGCAAAAAGAAGGCUUCAAGACGUGGGUCGUAGGCGAGGCGACGAGAGCAGUAGACCCGUCAUCGAUGGAAGAGGUUCACAAGGAGUACGCGAAGGUUGGUGUUACCGUCGUAGGAAUGGACCAUGUGGUGGUGCAGAAGGUGAAGGGCCAGUAGUCACGGCACUGGCGGAUAGUUUGGAAACAAGUCGUAGUGAAUACUUGAGCGACUCAUCAACGAAUAAAGUCGCAAGCAUAUACGAAGAGAGCCCAACCAACCGUGCGUGAUCCGAAUCGUGCCGCUGGCCGUCCAAGGAUUGCGUUUGAGUGCCGAUUGCGGGG
Molecule: messenger RNA, 1117 nt
Organism: Cucurbitaria berberidis CBS 394.84
Lineage: Eukaryota; Fungi; Ascomycota; Dothideomycetes; Pleosporales; Cucurbitariaceae
Product: Isochorismatase hydrolase
Exons: 2
Coding region: 270-953 (227 amino acids)
Source: RefSeq, a predicted model, not a curated record